Messenger RNA from Triticum turgidum subsp. durum (durum wheat), 240 nucleotides. The record is from the annotation of a GenBank genome assembly. NCBI's taxonomy places the organism in Eukaryota, Viridiplantae, Streptophyta, Magnoliopsida, Poales, Poaceae.
AUGGAUCUAAGUGACAAACAGAUUCAGAUCCUCGAGAGUGUUUUCAUGGAGUGCCCCAACCCCGAUGAGGCCCAGCGCGCUCAUCUCGGUCAUGAGCUUCGCGUGGAGCCCCAGCAUAUCAAACUCUGGUUCAAGAACCGCCGUGCCCAGAUGAGGAGGGCUAGGCACGAGCAGGUGGACAACCACUUAUCUGACUCGGAGAAUGAUGAGAUCGACUCGGAGAAUGACGAGAUCCACUAA